GACGUCACGAGACUGCCCCUUGUCCCAGACGCGGAGGCUGGUGCUCGGAUCCUGAGCAGGUCCUUGCUGUCCUCGCCGCCCCGGGUCCUCACCAAGCGCCAUGGCCCACCCGCCGCCCGAUGUCCCAGAGGACGAUUGUCUACCUGAGUACCGCCACCUCUUUAGCCCCGACCUACUCCAGGACAAAGUCGCCUUCAUCACAGGCGGUGGCUCUGGGAUCGGGUUCCGGAUAGCUGAGAUAUUUAUGCGGCACGGCUGCCAUGUGGUCAUCGCCAGCAGAAGCCUUCCGAGAGUGUCAACGGCUGCCAGAAAGCUAACUGCUGCCACUGGCCGGCGGUGCCUCCCUUUAUCUCUGGAUGUCCGAGCUCCCCCAGCCAUCAUAGCCGCCGUGGAGCAAGCACUGAAGGAGUUUGGGAAAAUCGACAUUCUCAUAAACUGUGCGGCUGGAAACUUCCUGUGUCCGGCCGGCGCGUUGUCCUUCAAUGCCUUCAAGACCGUGAUGGACAUCGACACCUUGGGGACCUUCAAUGUGUCUCGCGUGGUCUAUGAGAAGUUCUUCCGCGACCAUGGAGGGGUGAUUGUAAACAUCACUGCGACCCUCGGUGCCCGGGGGCAGGUGCUCCAAGUGCACGCAGGCUCUGCCAAGGCGGCUGUGGAUGCAAUGACGCGGCAUCUGGCUGUGGAGUGGGGUCCCCAAAACAUCCGUGUCAACAGCCUUGCCCCUGGUCCCAUCAGUGGCACGGAGGGGUUCCGGCGGCUGGGUGGUUCCCAGGCCAGCAUGAGUGGGAAGUUCCUGGCCAGCCCCCUGCAGAGGCUGGGGAACAAGACGGAGAUCGCCCACAGUGUGCUGUACCUGGCUAGUCCUUUGGCGUCCUACGUGACGGGUGCCCUGCUGGUGGUUGACGGCGGGGCAUGGCUGACGUUCCCUAAUGACAUCAAGUUGCUGGCGGAUUUCGCAUCCUUCUCUGCUAAACUCUAGGAGCUGGACAGCUGAGGCAAAAGAGGCGUUCUGAAGGGGACACUGGUCCAUAGCCUGUUCUUAGAGUCCUGGGACCUGCCUCCCACCCCGCUGCGAGCUUCGAACCGACCACCUCAGCAGAGCACCUGAAGCAGAGACUGACCUCUCCUCCGGGAGCCAUGCUGUGUCCACAUUCCCUCCCCAUGGCCCCAUCUCCUGUGCACGGCGGGAGUGACCAGGCGGUGAGGCCAGCGUGCUGACCUGCCCACGCCACACAGAUGUCUCCCAGGGAGAGAUUGGCAUUCCAGAGCUCACACGAGUGGAGAUGCAGCCAAGUUGCUGGGCUGUGUCCCCACCCCAACCCAGGGUCACGGACUGUCCUGCUUGUCUUCCCUGCCCAGCCCCAGCCUGAGCUGUCUUCCUUUCUCCUGCCUGCAUCCAGUGGGUGCUCCAAGGUUCGAAGCCUUCGAAACUGUGGGUCUGCCCUCUGGCUGGGCACACAGUCCCCCCACUCCUGCUUCUCUUCCUCCUUGUAUGUACCGCCUAUUUGCAUAAACACAGGUCCUAGUGCUUUGCCAGAAAAUGCAUUUCCUUAAAAAAA
This is a messenger RNA of Rhinolophus ferrumequinum (greater horseshoe bat), 1559 nucleotides long. RefSeq names its product 2,4-dienoyl-CoA reductase 2 (gene DECR2). The transcript has 9 exons. The record is from RefSeq and is a predicted model, not a curated record. Lineage: Eukaryota; Metazoa; Chordata; Mammalia; Chiroptera; Rhinolophidae. Gene Ontology annotation, biological process: fatty acid catabolic process. Gene Ontology annotation, molecular function: 2,4-dienoyl-CoA reductase (NADPH) activity. The coding region runs from base 101 to 979 and encodes 292 amino acids.